Molecule: messenger RNA, 1563 nt
Organism: Amyelois transitella
Lineage: Eukaryota; Metazoa; Arthropoda; Insecta; Lepidoptera; Pyralidae
Product: cytochrome P450 6B5
Exons: 1
Coding region: 43-1533 (496 amino acids)
Molecular function (GO): heme binding; iron ion binding; monooxygenase activity
Source: RefSeq, a predicted model, not a curated record
UUAUAAAGAUAAAAAUAAGAAGAAGGCAGUUGGCCGAUAAAAAUGUUUGUCCAGAUAAUACUGUUAAUUUUUAUUGUUUUUUUAUUUUUAAUUUAUACAACGGGCAAACAUAAUGAGAACUAUUGGAAGAAACGAGGUGUUAAAUUGCACAAGAAAAAUAAAGUCACAGGUUUGUCUUGGGACUUUUUUACAACGGACAAGCCAGUGUUUCAAAUAAUUGGUGAUCUUUACAAAGAAUAUCGUGAAGAGCCCGCCGUCGGCUUUGGAAACUUCUUAACUCCAUCACUAUUAGUUAAUGAUGCAACGAACAUUCAGCAUAUAUUCCAAACUGACUUCCAGUCUUUUAACCAUCGAGGUUUCGAAAUCAAUGAAGGAGAUCAUCUAGCAGACAACAUUCUGUUCAUGAAUGGUAACAGAUGGAAAUUAGUCCGGCAAAGUAUGACACCAAUCUUCACCAGCACAAAACUGAAGCAGAUGUUUCAUAUAAUGGACAAGAGCGGAAGAGAUUUUAUUACUUAUCUCAAAGAUAAUCCAGAAAGAUUAUACGGAAACGCCAUUGACUCAAUAUCAACAUUUUGCUGCGCCGCUAUUGGAGCUGCUGUGUUUGGCGUAGAGUCUGAAUCAGUUUUUGAAUCGCCAUUUUUGGAUGUUGCUAAGAGGGCAAUGAAAUUCUCCGUAACAAUGAAUAUAAAAGCCUUAAUCAUGAACGUGUUUCCGUGGCUAUCUAAGAAAUUAAACUUUAAACUUUUCUCCGAGCAUGAAGACUUCUUUAUUGGUGCUGUCAAAAGGAUAAUUCGCCAGCGAGAACAAGAUAAAGUACAGAAACAUGAUUUCGCCGAUAUGUGCGUGAGUUUACAAAGGAAUGGUACUUUAAAAGAUCGGGACACCGGACUGGAAUUGGAACCCACAGACGAGCUGCUAUCAGGCCAAGCAUUUUUCUUCUUUACAGCUGGAGUUGAUCCAAGUGCUGCAGCCAUUUUCGGCUGUUUAUUGGAAUUGGGCAGAAAUCCUGAGCAUCUAAAGAAAGUCCACAAUGAAAUAGACACGGCAUUUGAGAAAUUAAACGGAAAUCUGUCUUAUGAGUCUGUAAUGGAAAUGGAAUAUUUAGAGAAAGUUUUAUGUGAGAGUUUACGAAUGUGGCCACCUAUUGGAGUUUUGAAUAGACAAUGCGUUGCAGAUACUGUUUUGCCUGUAGGGAAUAUUAAAAUUGAUAAAGAUACCAAGGUGUACGCUGCGGUGUAUGAAUUGCAUCAUGAUCCCAAAUAUUAUCCAAAUCCAGAAGUAUUUGACCCUGAGAGAUUUUCAUCAACGUCAGCACAAGAUAGCAAUGUGUAUAUGCCUUUUGGUAAAGGAAACAGACUAUGCGUCGGUAUGAGAUUCGCCCGGCUGCAAGUGAAGACUGGAUUAAUACACUUCCUGCGUAAUUUUACUGUAAAAACGAAAAUUGAUGGUGACAGGAUACGUUUUAAAAAAGAUCCAGUACAAGUAAGACCUGUUAAUGUUGAUAUUGAAUUUAUUUGGAGAAACAUAUAACUUUUUUAUUAAACAUAUGUGUUAGUACUA